AUGAAUCCUCACGCCCCUUUGCCUCAGCGAUGCAAAGCCGGGGUAGUUUCCAAUAAUGGCCCUAAUUACCAUUUAGCUGUUAAAGAUGUCGCGGUCCCGAAACCAGGCCCGGAUCAACUUCUGAUUAAAUUGAAUGCGACGGGCCUCUGCUACAGUGAUAUUCAUUACAUGUUGGAAGACCUUCCGCUUCCGCGAAUGGGUGAGUAUGGUGUUCAUUCUCCAGGACACGAGGGAGCAGGGGUCGUAGUCGCUGUUGGGCAUGAUGUGAAGGGAUGGAAACCAGGUGAUCGAGCAGGAAUCGCACCGACAUGGGAUACCUGUAUGAGCUGCGAGUUAUGCUCUUCUGAUAUGGAAUGUCACUGUCCUGGUGCAGUGCCAACUGGACUGAAAGUUUCAGGCACGUAUCAGCAGUACAUUGUGAGCCCAGCACGAUAUACAACACGCAUUCCGAACGGUGUUGACGAUUUCUCUGCCGGACCCAUCAUGUGUAGUGGGUCAACUAUGUUCAGAGCACUUCGAGAGUCGAAACUGCACGCGGGCCAAUGGGUAGUCAUAAUCGGAGCAGGAGGUGGAGUUGGCCAUAUGGGUGUCCAAAUUGCGAAGGCAAUGGGCUUGAGGGUCAUUGGAGUCGAUACAGGCGAGGACAAAGAGCAGUUGUGUUUUAGACUUGGCUGUGAAGGUUUUGUCGACCAUUGCAAAUCCAACGAUCUGGUCAGGGAAGUAAUCCAAGUAGCUGACGGUCAAGGUGCACAUGGUGUACUGGUGACCGCAUCAUCUGCUGCAGCAUACCGAGUAGCACCCCAGUUGCUACGUGUGGGAGGGGUCGUCGUAUGUGUGGGUAUGCCUGCGUCUGGCAGUGCUUUCGCAGGGGAGGACCCAAUGUAUAUCAUUCUCAAGAACUUGAAGAUCGUUGGCUCUCUGACUGGGUCACGUCAGGAUACACUUGGAGCUUUGUCACUGGCAGCACGGGGGCUUCUCAAGCCUGUCUAUGAAAUGUUCAGCAUAGAGCAAUUACCUGAUGCAGUGGGCCGGCUCAGACAAGGAAAGGUUAAAGGGCGCUGUGUAGUGAAUUUCAAUACAUGA
Messenger RNA from Aspergillus caelatus, 1083 nucleotides. RefSeq names its product zinc-dependent alcohol dehydrogenase. Gene Ontology annotation, molecular function: oxidoreductase activity; zinc ion binding. The coding region runs from base 1 to 1083 and encodes 360 amino acids. The record is from RefSeq and is a predicted model, not a curated record. NCBI's taxonomy places the organism in Eukaryota, Fungi, Ascomycota, Eurotiomycetes, Eurotiales, Aspergillaceae. The transcript is spliced from 4 exons.